Trichosporon asahii var. asahii CBS 2479 is the source of this 7206-nucleotide messenger RNA. Its product is annotated as cytoskeletal protein binding protein. Gene Ontology annotation, biological process: regulation of GTPase activity; mitotic actomyosin contractile ring assembly actin filament organization; regulation of actin cytoskeleton organization. NCBI's taxonomy places the organism in Eukaryota, Fungi, Basidiomycota, Tremellomycetes, Trichosporonales, Trichosporonaceae. The transcript is spliced from 3 exons. The record is from RefSeq and is a predicted model, not a curated record. Gene Ontology annotation, molecular function: GTPase activator activity; actin filament binding; calmodulin binding. Bases 1 to 7206 code for a protein of 2401 amino acids. Gene Ontology annotation, cellular component: mitotic actomyosin contractile ring; cytoplasm.
AUGGGCCAGGACGCUCCGAACACGAGCGACUCUGCGUCCUCCAUCUAUUCUUACUCUACCCGCCUACUCAGAAAGGAGUCUCACUCAUCGACUCCUUCAGACCCCUCCGCCUACGAAGACAACACAGGUGGCCUUCGCCGUUCUGGCUCCGGCGCCAUGUUCGGCACUCACUCUCGCGUCAACAAAUCCGUUGACCUGGCCCGUGGGCGAUGGGAAGCCAAGAUUGAGGCUGCUAACGAGGACGGUUCCCAAUCAACGUUGGAGCGCACCCCAAGCAAGGCUCGGCCGCGCAGCACGAUGAUCUCGUCACGCGCCGGAGCCUUUGCUGAGCCCGCCCAGGAGAAACAGCAGGCUGCUCCCAGUCCGGCGCGCGAGGCUGAGCCGUCACCGCUUGCGCGGUCUGGCUCGCUGCGGGCUGCCAAGUCCUCAGUUGCCCCUACCGCUUCCAUGACCGAGCGUGACGAAACCACGGCUGAGGAGCCCACUACACCAGCUGAGCCUGUUCAUCAGUCCGGCAAGGCCACUUCCGAGUGCUCUACUCCGGUCAUGGCGCAGGAGCCGCCUGUCGCUGCUCCGACACCAGACAAAUCGCAGGCCGCCGCGACCCCGGACAAGACCGCCACCGCUGCUUCCCCGGUGCCUGCUCCUCAGCAACGCUCGCGGCCCCAGUCCGUUGCUGAUUUCUCCCCCGCCGCGGUUCCUCGCACACCUUCGUCACACAACCCCGAGGACACGCUGGCUGCGGCUCGAGCCAACGCCCUUCGUCGCCUCGAGGAACGCAAGAAGGCCGGUCUCGCCGUGGACGAGUUCAAGGUCGAGCUCGACCCACUGCCCGUAUUUGCGCCUCCUGCCAAUAUCCCAACACUGGAGAAGAUCUCCAUCACCCAUGUCAUCCCGCAGGCACUUCCUCCGCCACCCGAGCCAACCAUCAUCAAGGCACUUCCUACGAAAAACAGCCUGUUCGACAGGUCCUUACCGCCACCCCCAACGAAUCCACAAGAGCCCAAGUCCCGUACUGUCUCGGCGGAGAAGAGCUACACCCCUUCACCGUUGCCCAAGAGCCGCUCUAUUGAGAUCUCUACUCCUCCCAAGUCGGAUGCAGAGCCUCUGCCACAGCUCAAGCCGGUCUCGAAGGAGCCAAAGGAGCCGGCUCCUAGCACUGAUGUUGCUUCGACUUUGCCGAAGCUGCGACCGGUUUCGACUGCUCUCGACAACGGCAACAAGGAAAGCUCGACAGCGAAGUCUCUUCCUCAGCUGCGACCUGUGACGAAGGAGUCAAAGGAGCCGGUCUCGAAGCUCCCUGAUACGGAAGCGGCGGGGACGCUGCGCCGCCUUCGACCGGUCUCCACCUUCCCCGAGUCUAAGGAGAGCAACGGCCAGGAAGAGCUCCCGAAGCUUCGCCCCGUUACAAAGAAGGAGGAGGGGUCCAAGAAGCCUCGCCCGCAGCCUGUCAUGGCCACCAUUGAACACGUUGAAGCACCCUCGCCACGAAGGCUGCGUCCGGUCUCCGGGAGUGGAGAUAUCCAGGACAUCGCUGAGCCGAAAGAGGCGCCCCCUCUGCGCAAGCUGUGUCCCGCUUCGAUGUUCGGUGACUCGCGAGCUUCACCGGAGCCUGUCGAGGCCCCUUCCAUUCGCCGCCUCCGGCCAAACUCAAUGUUUGGUGAGUCGAAGGGCUCUCCCGAGCAGCCGGAGAUCCCUUCGAUCCGCAGACUUCGUCCUGUCUCCCUGGUUAGCGACCCCCGCGACAUCCCCGAGUCGCCAUAUGCUCAACAGCGCCUUCGCUCUACCCCGCCGAGCAAGACAGACAUGUCGCCUCCAAUCGCUGCCAAUGGAAAGUUCGAGGCACCUUCGCUGCGCAAGGUCAAGAGCAACACGAACACUGCGGAGCUGACUCCGCCCCGAGCGCUUCCUCAACCACCCCGGUCGCCCAGCCCCAGCCAGCUGGGACUUAACGACUACAGACACUCCAGCCCUGUCCGACCUGGUGCUUUGGAGGCCAAAUUGUCCGACCUGUCGCUCGAGCCCGGCAGCCCUCGCAAAUCGGUCCUUCUGCCUAAGAGUCCCGGUCGCGAAACUCCGCCUACGAAGUCGCCUCUCCGUCCCAAGUCGCCCACCAAGGAGGCGUACACGAAGGUUUUGCGGCCCAAGACGCCCACUCGGGAGGCUAUUACCCCCGAGCCCCGCUCGCCUAUGGUCGCAAGCACCAGUGCGGCUGCCACUCCUGAACGUCAAGUGCAGCGACCUGUUCAGAACGGCACGCCUACCAAGCAAACUCCCUUGAAGCCGUCGCCCUUUAACUCGCCAUUCGGCAAGAACGAGGCCCCCCUCAAGUCUGUGAUCCCCCAGUCUCUCAAGUCCGAGGCUCCUCAAGACAGCCCGAGCCCUUCCAAGAAGUUCGCUGGUCUUGAGUACCGCGCACCGACGGGCCCUCCCAAGGCUGGCUCUGUGUCGACUAACAACGUGUCGUCCUUAGCAUCCCGCUUUGGUAGCCCCGAUAAGAACGGAGCCGCGCCUGCGCCAUCCCCGCGGUCUCGUAUUCCAUCGAUGUCUAGCGAUCGUCGUCGGCUUGGUAAGCACUUGCCUCGUAUCGUGUCAGGCGACCAAGGCUGGGACGGGGAUGCUUCGCGACGUGCUAGUGCCACUCGCAAGUCUUCUGGUCCCAGAAGUCGUAAAGUGUCAAUGGCGACCAACAUGUCUCCUUCCAAGGAGGAGAACACGCCCCCGCCUUCCCUCAACAACAGCGUUAACCAGCCGCCUACGCCUACCCCAUCGAACCGACCGAUAUCGCCUCUCUCGCCGUCGACCACGGUCAACUCGCCGAGCAAGACGCUCUCCAACACGCCGGUGAAGAAGCUUCGACGCGACCUCGUCGGCACGAUCCCCACCCGGCGCACAGAGGUGGCCGGAGCCGAGAUGAAGAAUCUCAUGAGCGCGCUCGGCUCAACCCCGACCCGCGGGCCGAACGUGAAGAGCGGCCAAGGUGUCAGCGGCAUGUCCAACCGCCUGCGCCUGUCGUCUCGUCUGCCUCUUUCUGCUUCCUCGGCUGAGCUGGCGCCGGCUCCCCUGCCUUCCAAGCGCCUCGCUGGCAACAACUGGAUGGACAAGCAACGACAUGCCAUUGCAGCUUACGAGUACCUCUGUCACGUAGGUGAAGCCCAGCAGUGGAUUGAGGGUUGUCUGGAUGAGGAGCUCGACGUAGGUGUUACCGAAAUGGAGGAAGGUCUCCGCGACGGUGUCAUCCUUGCCAAGCUUGCCCGAGUCUUCCAGGGUGAGGAAGUUGUCAAGAAGAUCUGGACCGAGGCCAAGCACCGCUUCCGUCAGACCGACAACAUCAACUACUUCCUGGUCUUCAUCCGCAGCGUCGGCAUGCCCGAGACUUUCAUCUUCGAGUUAACCGAUCUCUACAACGCCAAGAACAUCCCCAAGGUGAUCUUCUGUAUCCACGUUCUGUCCCAUCUCCUCGCUCGUCUCGGGCGGGCUGAGCGCAUGAACAACCUGGUUGGACAGUUCGAGUUCACGGAUGAGCAGCUCGCUGCCACUCAGAAGGGCAUCCAGGGCGUUGCGAUGCCAAAUUUUCAACAGGCUGGGCAGAGUCUAGCUCAGGAGGCUGCCUGGGAGCCUGAAGAAGAGGAAGAAACCGAAGAUGAGCGCCGUGACCGAGAGCUCCUCGAAUGUGAGGACUCAGUUCUUGCCCUGCAGAACCACCUCCGCGGCGUGCUUGCCCGCCAGCGCAAGGCGCGCGUGAAGGCUCAACUGAAGCUGGCGGCUCCCAUUAUCGCCAAGCUCCAGGCUCAGGUUCGCGGCAAUGUCUCUCGCCAGGCCAUUAAGACUGAGCGCAAGAGCCACGACAAGCUUCAGAAAUGGGCCACGCACCUGCAGGCCCUUGCUCGCGGCAACCUCGUUCGUAAGGGCUGGAAGCAAUACGUCGCGAGCGUUCGUGGCGUCGAGCAGCCUAUCGUCGGCAUCCAGGCGCAUGCCCGAGGUCGACUCGCCCGCAUGCGGGCCGCAGUUCGUGCAAAGGAGCUUCAGCGGGUUUCUCACAUGAUGGGAGGUCUGCAAGCUACCUGCCGCGGCCGCCUCGUCCGCCAGAGCAUCAAGCAGGACCGCGUCGCCAUCACCAAACCGGAGGUAAGCUCGGCUAUCACCACCCUCCAGGCUAUCGCUCGUGGACGCCUCCAGCGCAAUACCCUCCGAAACGAGCUCCGUGCUGUUCAUGGCCAUCUGCCCACUUUCGUCGGUAUGCAGAGCCACCUUCGCGGUAUGCUUGUUCGCCGUCGCCAGAAGGCUCAGGAGAAGCGUCUGGACGAUGCCACCGACUACGUCGUGGCAAUCCAGGCCACCGCCCGAGGCUGCAUCGCCCGCCGACGGAAGCGUGUCUUCGCCGACGCCGCUGUUCAGCUUGCACCUUCGGUCUCUUCUUUCCAGGCUCUCGCUCGUGGUCGCCUCGCCCAAAAGCAGCACCAAAACAUGCAGAAGGCGCUCGCCAAGGUCGAAGUAGCUGGAUCGAUCGGUGGUCUCCAGUCGUUCCUUCGUACAAAGCUUGCGAAGAAGCAGACGCACGAGCAGAAGAAGAAGCUCGAGUUUGUCCAGCCUGACGUUGUCGGCUUCCAGGCGGUCGCUCGUGGUUACCUCGCGCGGAGGGAGUACUUCGAGUGGCGCGACUACCUCAUCGACCCCCACACACAGGGUGCUCUCAUCUUCCUGCAGUCGCUCUCCCGAGGUUUCAUCCAGCGUAGGAAGUACUGGUUGCGCCUGUCCUACCUGUAUAACAACCAGGACAAGAUCACCAAGAUCCAGGCUCUGUGGCGUGGUCGCCAGCAGCGCCAAAUGUACGAGCGCCUUAUCACCGGUCACGGAGUCGACAUCCCGACCAUCCAGAACUACAUGCACCUCCUGGACGACACGGAGACCGACUUUUACGACCAGCUCCGCAUCGACGAGAUGCGCAAGAGUGUUGUUGAUCUCCUCCGAGUCAACCAGACGCUCGAGACUGAGGUUCAGGAGCUUGACACCAAGAUCGCUCUCAUCCUCAAGAACAAAAUGUCCUUCGAGGACUUGGUGCGCGCCAAGCGCCGCCACGGUGUCGUCACCGAGGAUGCCUUCCACCCUCCUGGUGGUGGUGACCCCUUCAGCAAUAUCCACCUGGACCGCCAGAGUCAGCGCAAGCUUGAGCUCUUCGAGCACCUUUUCUUCACAUUGCAGACGCAGCCGCAGUACCUCUCUCGGCUGCUGCACAAGCUCUCAAACGAGGAGGACGAGGCUGACCGCCGACUCGUCGAGGCUGUCACCCUGAUCCUCUUCGGCUUCGGCCACGACAAGCGCGAAGCGUAUCUGUUCCACAAGUUCAUUCAGAUCUCUGUCCACGAGCAGAUCCUGCGCUCGCGCAGCCUGGAGGAUCUUGCCAACACGCGCUUCGCCAUCACUUCGGUUACGACGCAGUUCAUCAGGCCGACACUCGCCCCGUACCUGGUGAACGUGCUGCUGCCACACAUCCAGCGUGUUGUGCAGGCCGAGGAGCUCGACUUGUCGACCGACCCCGUGGACAUCUACAACCGAUUCAUUAACAGUGAGGAGAGUCUGACAGGUGUUAGAAGCACCCUGCCCAGAGGUCUCACUGCCGAGCAAGUCCUCCAAACCCACGGAGAGACUCGCGCUCUGUACAUUCAACACCUCCAGGAGCUGCGCGCCCUCACCGACAUGGUUGCCAAGUCGAUCAUGGCUUCCAUCCCGCAGAUGCCGUACGCGCUGCGCCUCAUGGCCCGCGAGGCCCUGUUCGCGCUCCGUGUUCGCUACCAGUGCGAUGACAGCCUUCUCUGGCCCGUCGUUGCGAAGGCGGUCGUCAUGCCCUUCAUCCUGCCGGCCAUUGCGGCUCCCGAGACAUAUGGCAUCGCCGAAAACGUCAACCCUGUCAUGCGCCGCAACCUGAACGCCAUCGCACACCUGCUCGGCCUCAUCGCCUCCCAGGACUUAGGCUUAACGGUCAAGGACAGGCUUGUGCGGGAGCCUCUGCAGGAGUACAUCCGCGUCGCAGGCAAAGAGAUGAGCGACUUCAUCUUCGACGUUGCCGAGGUCGACUUCCAGGUGCAGGAGAUGCUCGAGAGCACUUCGGAGGCGACUCCGAUCAGCAUCACGCGGAAGGACAUUUACGGCCUGCUCGCCAUCCUUAUACGCCACCAGCAGACCAUUACGGCUGGCAAGCCUAAGGACCCCAUCGAGAGUGUGCUCGACCAGCUCGAGGGACCGCCCAUCGACUACGAUCGCAGCAACGCCACUGUUCGUGUGCGAUUGACGAACCGUCUCGCCCAGCUUCAGACGUCUGACCCAGAGGUCGCGCGCGUCCGUGAACUUGAGUCUCAGGCGAAGCGCCACGUGCUCGCCGUCCUCCGCGUCCAGACCGGCAAGGACCUGUACGAGGUUCUGCUUUCGCACCCCACCGAGGCGGAUGAGAACCGAUGGGUUUAUGAGGUGCACCGUGACAUUGCCCUCGAGCAGGCGCGACGAGAGCGCCACGACCUACCGCCGACUCCAGAGGAGGCCGAGUAUCAGAUGGAGAGCAUCCGCUCCCUUCCAUUCCACGAGGUCAAGUCGCGAGCGAUCGAGUUCUGCAUGGCGCUCGUCGAGCUCGGCAAGCUGUCGCGUGAAGACCACCUGCAGGGUCUUCUGGUGUCUAUCGCGUGCGACAUCCGCGAGAAGCACCGCCUGCGUCAGAAGCGCAAGGUGGACCUUGCGGCUAUGAGCGAGGCGCAGGCGCAUCUGACGGAGAAGCGCUCAAAGUUCGAUGAGCAGAUCCAGUCGUACCACGACUACAUAGACACGUCGAUGGCGGCGCUGCAGCAGAAGAAGAAGGCGCCGAUCCUGUCCAAGCAGUACUGGCGCACGUUCGGCGGCAAGAAGUCCAAGUUUGGCACGUACAAGUACUCUGCCGCCGAGCUGUACGAGAAGGGCAUCCUUCUCAGUGUGGCGCAGUUCAGCCCGCGCCAGUUCGACAAGCUGCACGUUAUUAUCAGCUCGAACGACGUCGGUGUGGUUACGCUCGAGAUGACGGGACACGGAAACGCGUACAUUGGCAAGGAGGAGAUGCGCAUGGAGGACCUGCUCCAGGCGCAGUUCGACAACAAUGUCCGUCUCGACCUCUUCGACAGCAUCGCCGCGUUCAACCUGAACACGCUCAUCCACCAAAUCAACAAAAAGUUCUACUCCGCGUAA